GUCCGUUACUUUUUCUUAAAAUUAAGAAAUAAACAAUACAAAACGUGAGUCAACUUUGACAGCUUAGAGAAAUGGCGAGUAACAGAAGUACGCGUGAAGUUUUAUUAUCACUCGUUGACGAUAUAGAGCUAAUAGCAAAGGAAAUGAUAGAAAACACAAUAGCUCAGAAACACCUGAAACUAUCGAGCACCGAACAUGCCCAAUUGACAGAUCUCUUAGUGGCCAAAGACAAUGAAUUGAAAAGUACUUUGAAAAAAGCUGCAGAACAAGCGAAAAUAGACCUUAAGAUGGAAGCUCUCAAAGCAGAAGUCGAGAAACAAGAUCAAGACAUACAACAGUUGCAAAGACAGUUAAAAGAAGCUGAGCAAAUUUUAGCUACCGCUAUUUAUCAAGCCAAGCAAAAAUUGCAAUCUAUCGCCAGAGCUAAUAAACGUCCUGUACCUUCUGAAGAACUUAUCAAAUUUGCUCAUCGAAUUAGCGCUUCUAAUGCUGUUUGUGCCCCUCUUACUUGGCAACAAGGGGAUCCUAGACGACCUUAUCCUACAGAUAUUGAAAUGAGAUUAGGCUAUUUAGGACGUUUGAGCGAUCUUCCCUUAAACGGACAAAUGCUUGGAUCGCAUCCAGGAAUAACGUCCGAUCUUCACAGAGCUGGACAUCCGCCUGGCGGUAAGUGCGAAAAGAGAUUCUUAAUAUCAAAGAAUAGCCAUACCGUUUUCCCCAUUUUGUUUUUUCUGUUUCUUUCAGAACCACCGAUAUCUCAGGCCAAUCAAUUUGCAUGGCAUCCAUCUGGUGAAAUUCAUAUGUCAAUGGGUGGCCAAGGAAGUGUUGCAAUGAACACACAUAAACAAGAGAAUGAAGACGUUGAAGUUAUGUCGACAGACUCGUCAAGCAGUUCUUCAAGCGAUUCUCAAUAAUCUAUAGAGCUUUCGAUGGAAUUUGUAACUCGAAUGAUCUUUUCGUCCCUCCGAAUAACUUCGUAUUCACACGAUAUUUCCGACACAAAAAUAUUGUAUAUUUUUUUCUCGUACGAUUAAAACUUAUUGUCUAAUCACAGUC
Molecule: messenger RNA, 1056 nt
Organism: Venturia canescens
Lineage: Eukaryota; Metazoa; Arthropoda; Insecta; Hymenoptera; Ichneumonidae
Gene: MED4
Product: mediator complex subunit 4
Exons: 3
Coding region: 72-914 (280 amino acids)
Biological process (GO): regulation of transcription by RNA polymerase II
Cellular component (GO): core mediator complex; mediator complex
Molecular function (GO): transcription coregulator activity
Source: RefSeq, a predicted model, not a curated record